ACUUUCUGUGGCACCCCGUCCGCCGCUCCUCCCAAAGCUCGGCUGGCCUCACCGUGGGGCGCUCGCGUUGUUUCUUUCUCGGCAUACGUGAAGCCAACGAAGGAACCGGAACUGCCGCGCUCCCUCGUCCGUCCGCUGCGUGUUUUCUCGCCGUGUUACUGAGGGGCGAGCCUCUCCGGAGACAUUUUUUUUUUUUGUGGCUAAUAAGGAAGUUGGAUGUUCACAAAACUGGCGAAAGCGGCGGCAGGAAGUCUUGCCUGCCUGUCCUGAGCGGACUUCCUGGUGUGGGUGUCUGCUGCUGCGUGCUUGUUUUGUGGCGGAUCGCCUGGGUGGGAGCCGCUCGCGCGGGCGAACGACAGCGGCGAGCGGGAAGACAAGUGGGCGAGUGUAGUGCCGCGCGGCAGCCCAAACGGACGAGAGCCCGGCGUGCGCGUCUUCGCGGAGGAGACUCGCCCGCUAGCCUGCGCUGGGUGUGGGGAGCGCAGGGCUGCAACAGCACGAGAGCGCACCGAUACGCUUCGGAGGGCCAACCGGCUGAGCCGCCCGCAGAAGAACAGAAACCGAGCGAGAGAAACGGGCGACCGCGGAGGAGGAGAAGGCGUCGGAGGAGAGACGAGUACACCGUUCAUGAAAAGCCCAAGAGUUUGGCUAAAGAUACAUUUUUAAAAGUAAUGAUGGACCACGUGUCCUAGAAUGCACAGCCCGGCUCACCGGUGCAGGGAUAUUGAGAGGCAAGCAGGCUAUCUGCAGCCUGAACACUGUGCGCCUCCACCACCACGAGGGGCCGUGGACGGUAUGUGGUUCAUCCGGGAUGGCUGCGGUAUAGUCUGCGGCGUCAUCACUUGGCUAUUGGUCUUUUAUGCCGAGUUUGUGGUGCUCUUUGUCAUGCUUGUUCCUGCAAAAAGUUUGGUAUACAGCUUUAUCAAUGGCUUCCUCUUCAAUACAUUGGCCUUCCUUGCUUUGGCUUCACAUGGCAGAGCCAUGCUGACUGACCCGGGUGCCGUGCCAAAGGGAAAUGCAACAAAGGAGUUCAUUGAGAGUUUACAGCUGAAGCCGGGCCAGGUCGUGUACAAGUGUCCCAAAUGUUGCAGUAUCAAGCCUGACCGAGCCCAUCACUGCAGUGUUUGCAAGAGGUGUAUAAGGAAAAUGGACCACCACUGUCCCUGGGUUAAUAACUGUGUAGGAGAAAACAACCAAAAGUACUUUGUACUGUUUACUAUGUACAUAGCACUCAUAUCCUUGCAUGCUCUAGUGAUGGUAGCAUUUCAUUUCCUGUACUGCUUUGAGGAAGACUGGACGAAGUGCAGCACUUUUUCUCCGCCAGUGACUGUGAUCCUGCUUAUCCUUUUGUGCUUUGAGGGACUUCUUUUCCUCAUCUUUACAGCAGUAAUGUUUGGGACACAGAUCCACUCUAUCUGUACUGAUGAAACAGGCAUCGAGCGCCUUAAGCAGGAGACGGCCACCUGGGAGAAGACGAUGUACUGGGCGGGCAUGAAGGAGGCAUUCGGAGGUCCGUUUUCCAUCGCUUGGUUCAAUCCGUUUUCCGGUUUGACGUGCCGGAGAGAGAAGUCCACUUGGAUCUGCGUGGCACAGGCAGCGGUGACCGAGGAGGAUGGGGUGUUGUAACGGACCCCCUCUACCCCCCCCCAACCAGUGGGACCAUUGUGCUUUCAUCCCUAAGGAUUGUCCCCAGUGUGCUUCUUGUCACCUCUAUGCAAAUGGCUGAACUCCAACAUCAGGUGCUUUGAGUUUAAAUGUUGGGUUUCACCCGCUGACCGGCCGAGAGCCGAGUGACCCCACUAGUGUCCUCCACUCUUAUGUCACCUGAAAAGGCGGCCCCUCAUUACAACAAGAACAGCAGGGUGCCCGCUGGACUGAAUGGCACAGUAACCAAUGGGUAGCAGUGACUAGUGGGGGGGUGGUUAGUCAGUAGACAUUAUCUAGCGCCUUUCAUCAAAGCCCCUUCACGUAUUCCACUUGUGUCUUCUGCUGUCGCUUUAUAGGAAGGCAGCGUUUCAGCUGCCAGCACCGAGUCCCAGUGUGUCCCUAAGUUGGUCACUUUACAUACCAGGACUGUCACUGAGAGAAACAAAAUUAGAAACCACUGCAUCUAAUAAAAUAAAAUAAAAAGAAACCACCUUGUAGAAAGGGGCUAUAAAAAGGGGCAGAUUUAGUCCUCUGGUCGACUCCUUGGAUAUCCCAGAAAACCUGCCAGCCCCCCCAUAGUGGAAAUAACGGGAAUAGGACGAUCCUUUUAUAGUGAAGAGGGGCGCAUAAGAAGGUGCUACAUAACCCCAACCUUCCCACCUGACUCCAUCUUGACGUGAGGACAGUCAUUAUAGAAAGGCGCUAUAUAAAGCUACAAGGACACAUUCAACUGCACUGCCACCUCUGUGUCACCCCACCUGUCACAUCCUAUGCAGUAGGAGCAUACCGGACCACUCAUGAGCCUUUUGUAGUGACGGGGGGCACUCUAAGAAGGACCCAUAAGGACACCAAUCCAACCUCCAUGCCACUGCUCCUGGCUGAUCCCACAUAGCAGAGGUACGGAAUCACACAAUUAAAAGGCGCUAUAUAAAACUACAAAGGCACACAUUCAGGUCUUUGCUGACUCCGUGUCACCCCUCAUUUAGCAGACACAAGCGCACGUGCUGCACCACUGAUGAGUCUUAUGUAGUGAUGAGGGUCACUAUGGAAAGGCGCUAUAUAAACCCACAAGACCCCAACCCUGCUGACUCCAUGGUUGUCCCCAAGUAAGUCACUUCAUGUGCCACGUCCCACGUUGCAGAGACCACUGUACUGCUCCUGCUAGUUGGCUGGUGUUCACUCUGAAAAGGCGCUAUAUCAAAGCAGACACCCCAGUGACUCAAUGUGAGUCUGUACACCCACCCGUGUCCCCAUCGUGGUGACAUGUGUUAUUGUCAUCAUAAGCUGGUGGCCUGGCCAGCUGUUUCUCUUCUGUUAAAUACCAAGGAGUUGGUUUGACUGAUGUCACCCUGUAGGACAGACGUCACCUCUUAAACCAGUCCUGUCAGUCCUCGUGUCGUCAAUCAACUGUCAAGUGCCUUGGGGGGGGGCGCUGUGAAAGGCGCUAUAAAAUGUGCAGAUCCCCAGCACUGACCCUGAGUGGCAAUACGAACACAACUGAACUGCUGUGCCUUGGGGGGGGGUCCACUAUGAAAGGCGCUAUACUAAAUAAAGUCUGACCAAUGGCUGUGUGAAGUGUUUGCCCACACCGUACAAAGUGGCCACUUUACAAAUAACAGCUGAAUGAGUGCUUUGUAAUUAUUCUUCUGAAGAAAGGCGCUAUAUGAAGUAAACCUCUGCUGACUGUGUGGUGACCUUUUUCUAACAGCGUGCAUUAACAAAGCUGGAGGCCAAAAGAAAAGCUGACCGGUCAUUCUGCAAAGCCGCUUGACGUCCGCUUCAUUUGAAAGGUGCUAUAAAAACAUUAAAGUUGGAGUGUUGUGUAA
Molecule: messenger RNA, 3473 nt
Organism: Erpetoichthys calabaricus (reedfish)
Lineage: Eukaryota; Metazoa; Chordata; Cladistia; Polypteriformes; Polypteridae
Gene: zdhhc3a
Product: zinc finger DHHC-type palmitoyltransferase 3a
Exons: 8
Coding region: 694-1626 (310 amino acids)
Biological process (GO): protein targeting to membrane; peptidyl-L-cysteine S-palmitoylation
Cellular component (GO): Golgi apparatus; endoplasmic reticulum
Molecular function (GO): protein-cysteine S-palmitoyltransferase activity
Source: RefSeq, a predicted model, not a curated record